AUGCCUGGCUGCUUUAAAAAGACAUUGUUUGCACUGGCUUCUGCAAUGAGCUUUGUGUCUUUUAUCUUGAUUGUUGUUGCGAUGGGAACCCAAAAGUGGAUAACUGGAAAAAUUCUUUGUAAAACAGGAGCUGACUUGGUCAAUGCCACAGAUCCAGAACUAGUCAAGUUCAUUGGAGAUAUUUACUAUGGACUCUUUCGUGGGGGCAAAGUACGACAGUGUGGGUUGGGUGGGCGGCGGUCCAAAUUCACACUCUUCCCACAUCUGGUCAAAAAGCUGAAUACAGGCCUUCAUGUGAUGAUUAUAAUCUUCCUAUGUGUCGCCAUUUCUUUUGCUCUGAUCAGUUUUGGAUUCUGCAUUCUCAACAUAAUCCAGGUUCCAUAUCAAGCUAUUAAAGGUCCAGCAGGUAUAUGCCUAUGGAAUUUACUUGCAGGUGGCUUUACAGCAUUGGCAGUCGCUAGCUUUAUAGCUGCUGUUAAACUUCAUCAUCUCACAGAAAGAAUUGCCAAUUUCCAGGAAAUUUUUCAGUUUGUAGUCUUGGAAGAACAGUAUGAAGGCUCUUUUUGGCUUUGUGUGGCAAGUGCUACAGCUCAUGGAGUAAAUUUGUUGCUAAUAGCCCUAAGUGCAAUUCGCUUCCCUGAAUUUAAGACUAAAACAGAAGAGGCAAAUGUUACAGCAGAAGACAUCAUGUACUAA
Molecule: messenger RNA, 696 nt
Organism: Alligator sinensis (Chinese alligator)
Lineage: Eukaryota; Metazoa; Chordata; Crocodylia; Alligatoridae
Gene: CLRN2
Product: clarin 2
Exons: 3
Coding region: 1-696 (231 amino acids)
Source: RefSeq, a predicted model, not a curated record